Messenger RNA from Candidozyma duobushaemuli, 987 nucleotides. RefSeq lists its product as uncharacterized. The transcript has a single exon. Bases 1 to 987 code for a protein of 328 amino acids. The record is from RefSeq and is a predicted model, not a curated record. Lineage: Eukaryota; Fungi; Ascomycota; Pichiomycetes; Serinales; Metschnikowiaceae.
AUGGAAACGCCACCUUCAAGGCCACUACUGAUCACCCAAAGGAGCGUUACACGCUCUGGAUCCAUCAGAUCAAAAGGCAUCAACUUCAAUACCGUGUCUCCAACGCCUGGUAGUCAAAAGACAAGAACUCAACCUCCCAGAUCGAUACCCAGGGAACAUUCGACCUUGAAGUCAAGCUCAAGAGAAAACGGAUCUCCAAAUCCAGAUCCUGCUUCUCUUAUAGAUCGCCCAUUACCACUGUACCAGGAACUACGUAACUUGAACAUCGAUGAUCAGCUACGGCUCUUGGCUCUGAAAGAGAUGGCCGUUGUGGCCAUAAACGAUAGCAUUAAUACCUUGAAGCUGAAGCUUGAUACCACACAAAAAGACCUUCAACAAUUACGUCACGUCAUUCAAAAAUCAUUGUACAAGGAGGUUCACAAGCACACGCAGAAGCGUCCAUCAGCAACUCAGAAUCACCCUACUCGGAGAGCCCAGAGGCAAACCUCGCCCGCUCCUGAUCUUCAUGAUCAUAAUUCGACAAUCUGGUCGAAUCUUUCCAAACCCAUCAGUUUCCUCCAGCAGUUGGAUACAAUGAUUCAGAGUGAAAUGGAAAAAUCACUAGGGACCAACGAACCUGCUAAAGAAAUUAGCGGACAACAUGAACAGCAUAAGCAGCAUACACACAAUGUAACCAAUUCUUCAGAGGAGAAGUUACCUGUUAAUCUUGAUAAGUAUUUCCCAGCAUCACAAGAUCAUAAAUACAGAGACACCGACGAUAUGUUUCACGCGGUCUCUUCUUCGCUAUGGUCCUUUGUUAGCGAGGUUAAGACCAACAUGAUGUCUUCAUUGGCAGAUGAGCCCGAGCAGGAAGAGAAGAAUGAACCUGACGGUAAUGAUGACACCAUAAACCUCAUAGAUAUGUCCGAACCGAGUUUCUCAAAGGACGAAGAGGAGGACAAGUUGGACUUGUCCAUGUACUCAUCAAUGCGGCAGUCCAAGAAAUAG